AUGAUUAUCAAAACCUCGCUCGCAUCCCUGCUCUGCCUCCAGGGCGCCCUCGCGGCCACCGACUACCUCUCCAACGCCAAAGCGGCGGUGACGACCCUGCAGAAAUGGUACAACCCGAGCACGGGCCUGUGGGACACGACGGGCUGGUGGAACAGCGCCAACUGCCUGACGGUGCUGGCGGACCUGACCGCGCUGGACGCGAGCCAGCUGAGCCAGAACGCCGCCGUCUUCGCCAACACCCUCACGCGCGCCCAGGGGUCGACCGCCGCGCGCGCCGUGAAGCGAGACGCCUACGCCCGCGCGCGCCGCCUCACCCGCCGCGCCUACCCCGGCUUCAUCAACGACUACUACGACGACGAAGCCUGGUGGGCGCUCGCCUGGAUCCAGGUGUACGACCUCACCCAGGACCAGCGCUACCUGACCACGGCCGCGAGCAUCUUCACCGACAUGACCACGGGCUGGAACGCGACCUGCGGUGGCCUGUGGUGGGACAAGUCGCACACGCAGAACGGGGCCAUCGAGAACGAACUGUUUCUCAGCGUCGCGGCGCAUCUGGGCCGGCGGAUUCCGUCCCAGGCCGGGUACUACAAGGACUGGGCGGCGCAGAGCUGGAGCUGGUUUGCGCGCAGCGGGCUGAUCAACGAGCAGCACACGAUCAACAACGGGCUGGAUCUGGGGAGCUGCCGCAACGACGGGGGCACGGUGUGGACGUACAACCAGGGCGUGAUCCUGGGGGCUCUGGUGGAGAUGGCCCAGCUGUUCGGGGACGGGUCGUACGUGUCGACGGCGCAGCAGAUCGCGGGCGCGGCGAUGAGCGCCCUGAGCAAUGCGGACGGCGUGCUGACCGAGCCGUGCGAGCCGAAUUGCACGGGCGACGCGCCGCAGUUCAAGGGGGUGUUCAUGCGCAAUCUGGCGACGCUCUACAAGGCGGCGCCCAGUGAGCAGAUCCGCAGUUUCCUGCUGAAGAAUGCGGAUAGUAUCUGGGAGAAGGACCGGGGCGACGGCGAUGCGUUGGGGGGCACCUGGUCGGGCCCGUUUGCCAGCGCCGAUGCCUCGACGCAGAGCUCGGCCUGCGAUGCGCUGGUCGCGGCCGCUGCUGUUAGUCAAUGA
Messenger RNA from Aspergillus japonicus CBS 114.51, 1110 nucleotides. RefSeq names its product glycoside hydrolase family 76 protein. NCBI's taxonomy places the organism in Eukaryota, Fungi, Ascomycota, Eurotiomycetes, Eurotiales, Aspergillaceae. Gene Ontology annotation, biological process: carbohydrate metabolic process. The transcript has a single exon. The record is from RefSeq and is a predicted model, not a curated record. The coding region runs from base 1 to 1110 and encodes 369 amino acids.